UGCGGCUGUGUGAACUUCAACCUAUGAUGCAACCAUUCGGCGCCACAUUUAACAUACCCUGGAUGUAUGUUUAUGGCUUUGGUAGGAAAAGUUUUGAAUAAGAGUGUAAUUGGAUAAAUGUUUAGUUAAACCUGCCCUUUACUACGAAGUAAUGUGGGGUAUUGGACAUUUUUAUUGAGAAAUAGUGCGUGGUAAACUGCAGACAAUGAAUAAUUACUUUUUCACGCAACGCAAUGUAGAAAACUUGAAAUAUUUAAACCACGUCAUGCAGAAGUGGGGGCAUUUGUGAAAGUUCACCUACAGCCCCGAUUAUUGAAAAAGAAAUGGGUGUUUAGUUCGCUAUGAUUUGCUACUGUAACUUCUAAGAUAUGCGUUAUCAGACAGUAAAAAGGCAUACUUGCCAGUUCGUAGUAGACUACUAUUUCAGUCCAAUCUAUCUGAGUUUUAAAGUUGACUUGUUUGUUCCCCAGUACUACAAGAAUGAACGGUGGAAAGCAAAAAACUCUUUUUCAGUCUUGGGGUGCGAGCGCUUCAAAUGUGAUGCACAAGAAGACGUCCGGUAGCAAACGGGCUGUAAUAAGGAAACCGAAUAAUACAAAGACAAAAAUAAAGAAGCAUGAAGUGGCUUUAAAGCCUCUGAGCAUUCCAUCAAGCUGGGGGGAAAUAAGUACUAGUAGUGGUGUUCAAUCCGGUUUUGAAGAAGAGGAAGACGAUGAUGUUCUCCUUGUGGCUGUAUAUGAAGCAGAAAACAGUUUGAAUUCAAAUAGUGCUGGAGAGUCUUUGCUAAAUGCAGCAACAUGCCAGCAACCAGGUGCAUCGAAAAACAACCAAGUAGUGUCCAUUGAAAAUCUGCCUGGAUUUGAUAUUUCAGCUGGUGAUGUUUGGAUUUACCCCACAAAUUAUUCACUAAGACAGUACCAGUUUAGUAUUGCACAAGAAUGCCUUUACAAAAAUACUUUGGUCUGUCUUCCUACUGGAUUAGGAAAAACCUUCAUUGCUGCAGUGGUUAUGUAUAACUUUUACAGAUGGUAUCCAUCAGGAAAGAUUGUAUUUAUGGCACCAACUAAACCACUGGUUGCUCAACAAAUUGAGGCUUGCUACAAAGUUAUGGGCAUUCCACAAGAUCACAUGGCAGAAAUGACAGGAAACACCUUGGCUGUAAACCGAAAGGAGAUCUGGGCUUUCAAAAGAGUUUUCUUCUUGACCCCUCAGGUGAUGGUGAAUGACUUAUCCAGAGGAGCUUGUCCUGCUACUGAAGUGGUGUGUGUAGUUAUUGAUGAAGCACACAAAGCACUGGGAAACCAUGCCUAUUGCCAGGUUGUGAAAGAACUGUGUAACUACACUCAACAUUUUCGAGUCUUAGCUUUGAGUGCAACACCAGGAAGUGACACAAAGGCUGUCCAGCAGGUCAUUUCAAACUUGCUAAUUGCACAUAUAGAGCUUAGAUCAGAGGAUUCUUCAGAUAUCCAGCCCUACUCAUACCAGCGACAAGUUGAAAAAUUUGUUGUUCCACUUGGUGAUGAACUCAAAAUAAUUCGUAACCUUUACCUUAAGGUUCUGGAAGCAUUCACCAGUCGUCUGACUCGAAUGAAUGUAAUGCCUCGCAAGGACGUCCCAAAUAUGACCAAGUAUCAACUUAUUCUGGCCCGAGAUCAGUUCAGAAAAAAUCCACCUUCAAAUAUAGUGGGUGCUCAGCAGGGUAUGGUUGAAGGAGAUUUUGCCCUCUGCAUCAGCUUGUAUCAUGGCUAUGAACUUUUGCUACAAAUGGGAGUUCAGUCUUUGUACAUGUUUCUUCAUGGCAUUUUGGAUGGAUCUAAAGGUAUGACUCGAGCAAGAAAUGAGCUGUGCCGCUGUGAGGAUUUCAUGGACUUGUACAAGCAGCUAGAGGCCAUGUUAUCACAUUCCAGUUUAUCUUCGACAAGUGAAAGCAAUCUUUUCAGUACAUUUACAGGUCCCAGUAAGAAGACGUUUGUUUACAGUCAUCCAAAGUUAAAGAAGCUAGAAGAAGUUGUAAUUCAGCAUUUUCAAUCCUGGGCAGGAAAACAAGGCAACACCACAUCUGAGGACUGCAGUACUGUAAGCACGAGAGUGAUGAUUUUCUCUUCUUUUAGAGACAGUGUCCAAGAGAUUGCCAACAUGCUGUCUCAGCACCAGCCUUUGAUCAGGGUCAUGACCUUUGUAGGGCACUCGAGUGGAAAGAGUGUGAAGGGCUAUACUCAGAAGGAACAACUUGAGGUUGUGAAACGUUUUAGGGAAGGUGGCUACAACACUCUAGUUUCUACAUGUGUAGGGGAAGAAGGCUUGGACAUUGGAGAAGUAGAUCUGAUUAUCUGUUUUGAUGCACAGAAAAGCCCCAUUCGACUAGUACAGCGUAUGGGAAGAACUGGACGUAAACGACAGGGCAGGAUUGUUAUUCUUCUUACUGAAGGGAAAGAAGAGCGAACUUAUAACCAAAGUCAGUCUAGCAAAAGGAGUGUUUAUAAAGCGAUCAUGGCAAACAACAGCAAAGGAGUUAACCUCUGCCAGCACAGCCCACGAAUGAUACCCAUUGGAAUCAACCCUGUGGUUCAUAAAAUGUUCAUUUCUUGUGGGACUUACGAAACAAAGGAAGUGUCCAGAAGUUCUUCUAAAAGUCGAAAGUCUUCAAGUUGCAUAUUUGAUUCAGGUGGACAUCCCAAAGGACAAGUUUCAAAAGAGAAUGGAUUUUUAACAUCUGAAGAGUUUGAAGUGUGGACCACCAAGUACUGCCUGAGUGAUGAUGAUGGAGUGGGGGAACCAAGGCUACCAGGAAGUGAUUUUGCCGUCUUUAAAGAUGAACAGAAUCAGCAGCAUGUGGAUCCUGAGGAUAGUAGUGUUUGUGAACUAUCCCUGUCCGAAUGGAAAGUAUGGCAGAAUCGGCCUUUUCCUACUUAUGUAAUUGACCACUCAGACAGAUGUCAGCAUUUUAUCAGCAUUAUGGAAAUGAUAGACUUGUUGAGACAAGAAGAUGAGGAUAACUGCAGCUAUGAUUUGGAGAUGAUGGCUUUCUUGCAGAGAGAAGAUAUUGAAAAUUCAUCUAAUGCUUCAGAGAAUAAAUCUCUGCAUAGUCACAAAUCUGUGCCUUCAAAGCAGCUCAAAAGUUCUGAGUCAAAACAUAUUACAGAACGCAUUACCAAGACAUUCAUUUCCGAGUCCGAUGAAGAAGAUAUUGCUUUGUUUAAACCAGUAAAACCUAAGGGCAAACUGGGAUAUUCCAGAUUAUCUUUGGAAGCACUAGAGAUCAUUGAAGGUCAAGAUGAUCCACACACCUUAAAAUGUAACAAAACUCUUUACACUGUGGUGCCCAGUAAAGAUGCUCCUUUUUCAGAACUCCAUUACAAUAAUGAAGAAACUCAGUAUACAGAAGUAGAUCAACACUCUGAUAAUAAGGAUGUUUAUAAUGCCAGGUCAGUUGAUAAAGAAAUGUUUAUGCCUGACAAUAUGAAAAGUACAACAGGAGGUUUACUUUCAGUGAGGGCAGAAUUAAAUUAUAGUACAACUAAGACUAAAGAAAACACAGUAUUAAAAAAUCAAGAGCAAGAUGCAGGAGAAACCUUACAGCUAAACAGAAGAUCUUCAAGUUAUUUCAUGAAACCAGACUCUGGAUACAAUAGUUUCAAUGAUGAAGCUAAAUUUGAUACCGGUAGCAUAUUUUAUCCACCUGUAAGUAAUGGAAUGCUGCAUUUGUCUACUGUACAGUCUCCUGACUUAAGUACAAACAUUUUUUCACCCAACAUAAAAACAGUUUUGACACAUGUAAAGGAGUUUUUGGCAAAGUCCCCACCUCCAUUUGAAACGCUCACUGUCUUAGAUGAAGCAGAGUUGUGCAUUAAAGAUCAGAGUGAGACAGACUUGUUUUAUAACAAAAUGCCUGCACAGAAUAAACAAAAGUCCACUGAUAGCAUAUUAGAAAAAAAUGUAGAAUCAGUUUCCGUAGCACAGGAACAGAAAUCAUUGAUUGUACAAGUUGAACAGUUACAUGGUUUAGAGAUCCGUGAUGAAAAAAUGGUUUUAAGCCCAAACUGGGAAGAUGUGUUUGAUGGUAGUGAAGAGGAACUAGAAGAAUGUGAGCAGAGACAAGCAGCUUGGAAACAGAAUUUACAAGUCUCUUCUCUGCAUCCACAAACCAUCCCCAAACAAUAUUUUACAAAAGAUGGGCAGUGUGUGAAUCUCCCAUGUGAAAAAGUUGACUCUGAUCAAAGCCUUGACUUGUUUGAAAAUGAAAUCUCUUUUGACUUGGAUCUACCAAACCCUUCUGAAUGUAAAAAUGUUCUUUUGGACUGCCAUGGGCCUGACAUGCAGAAAAGUUCAGAAGAACCUCUGCAGUACUGUGAAAAAUGGUCAUUUUCUGAAAAUAGUGUGGUGGGUGAUAAAAAAUUGGCUGUUUUGGUGUGUAAUGAAAUAAAUGAGAACAGCUAUGUACAAGUGUCUAACAACGACGAAAAAGAAUUACCAAGUCCAAGUAAAACCGAAGAUGAUUAUGAUUAUUCUUGUGAUCUGUUUUCUGUUAACUUUGACCUUGGGUUUUCACUGACUGAUUCUGGUAAUGAACCUUUGGAAUGUGAUGAUUCAAUGCCAGUCGAGGCUGAGCCUGCAUUAGAGAGCUCAGAGAAGCAGCAAAACUGUUUGAAACUCACUGUAAGCAGUUUUUCAACACCAGUGCUAGAAACGAAAAUCAGCACAGGAACUACCACUGGAAACAACACUUCACCAAUAUCUUCUGUGCAUCCAUCUUUUCAGAACUGUUCUUUGUUUGCAACAUUUUCCACACCAUCAUUUUCAACAUCUGCAUAUAAAAGUUUUGCAUUUGAUAAAAAUACUAGUGAAUCAUCUCUGAAGCACAGAAAUGAAAAUACUCCACCAUCAGCAGUAAAUUCUACUGAAUCACAAAUUGUUAGGACCUUAGCAAAAUCAACUGCAUUUCACAGACCCUGUACUAAAGACAGCCUAAGAGAUGAAAAGGUUGAUAAUUCUGAAGUUGCAUCUCGUUGUGGAGUAGAGGUGAGUAGCAGUGACAGUGAAGAAGAAAUUGUAUACAGAAGGGAAAGAAGAAAAGUGAAAACUACACUGGAGUCUCCUGAGGUGGAAAAUUACAAUGAUUUUGAUUCACCAGUUGCUGCUGUCAAAAAACGUAGACAAGCAUUUAAUAUAUCAGAAUCAUCAUCUGAUGAUGAUUUUCAUGAUAAUGUGAAAGAAAUAUCCAGAAAGGACCCAGGAGUAAAUGUUAUAAAGAAAAAAGGGCCUAAAAUAAGGAAAAGUAGUCGUCAUAUGAAGAGAAAGAAAGUGGCACAAGCUUUUUUUGACGAAGAGGCUGACCUUUCUUCAGAAGAUGCAGAUGCUGUAUCGUCAGAUGAAACUGAUGACUCUGAAGAUGAAUGUGACACAUCACUUGUUAAUUUCCUUAAUGAUGACAUACAGCCUUCUCAGGGAUUGAAUGACUCUGAAAUGCACGGAAUUUAUCUAAAAUCAGUACAGAGCCCUGCUGUCCAUGGUAAAUUCAAAAUGGUAUACAAGAAGAAAAAGGACUUGAAUGUCUUCUCUCAGAUUUCUGAGCAAGAUGAAACAUAUAUGGAAGACAGUUUCAUUGUGAGAGGUGGUGACGAUGAAGAUGACUAUGAAGACUGUGAGGAUGAAGAGGAUGCUCUUGUAGAAAGGAUUCAAGAAGAUUCUAGUGAUGAUGAGGUUAUUGACCUUGAGUUGCUAAGUCAUAAGUCUUUUUUAGGCGAACAGAGACAAUACUGUACACGACGCAAGAUGAAACUAAAACUUUUGGAGUCUGAGCAAGGCUUGUCAAAAAAGGCAAAAUGCUCUCGGAUUAUUAUUCCUAAUGAUUCAAGUGAUGAAGACAACAAAGUAGAGAAUCAAGAACACUGUAGUAUUGGAAUGAAACAGAGCACACAGACAUGCAAAAAGCUGCAGUCAAGCAGUCAUCUUAAGAAGCCAGACAUAGUAACCAAUAAAAGUAGAACUAUGAACAUGUCUGUGGAACAAAGGCAUCAGAAUCGACUAAAUCUGAAAGCUUCUGUGUCUGAAAUUUUAGAUUUUCACCAUGAUGGCAGUAGUGGCAUAAAACGUCCUACUUCUCAGAAUGUUAAGUGCAAGCUGAAAAGGCAAACAGAUUAUAUUGAGCCACAACCUGAAAAGCUGUAUAAAAAAUGUAGCUCACAUGAAAAUUUGUUUGCAAAUGCCAGUUCAAGCACCACCUCCAUUCUCACGAGUAAAAUUCCAUCUAAUGAAAGUUCGUGCAUUCAGUCAAAUGGAUCAUUUGGUAUUCAAGGAAAGACAUCUCCACUUUGUGUUCUUGUAGAUAGCCGUGAGAUUUCUUCUGGACCAGAAGUGGCUUCUUGUUUAAGAAUAAAGUAUAGCAUUAAAACAGAGAUCCAAUCACUUUGUGGAUGUGAUUAUAUUGUGAGCAACAGGAUGGCUGUGACAAGAAAACUUGUAUCUGACUUUGCAAGCAGUAUGAAUAAAAAUAAAUUUACAGAACACAUUCAUCAGCUGCAAAACAUGUUUGAAAGGAUAUGUAUUAUUGUGGAGAAGGACAGAGUAAAAGCGGGAGAAACAUCAAGAAUUUUUCAGAGGACAAAGUACUAUGAUAGUAUGCUGUCUGCAUUAAUCAGCGCUGGAAUUAAAAUUCUUUUUAGUACCAGUCAAGAGGAAACUGCUGGACUGCUAGCUGAGCUUGUGAAUUUAGAGAAAAGAAAAAAUGCUGCUAUUGUGGUACCAACAGAGGUCAAAGGUCCAAAACAGCAGGCUCUUCAAUUUUAUCUUAGCAUCCCUAAUGUGAGCUACAUCACUGCACUUAACUUGUGCCACCAAUUUAGCACUGUUGGGCAGAUGAUUAACAGCUCAGUGGAUAAAAUAUCAUCUUGUGCACAAGUAUCUUCUCAUAAGGCAGAAGAAAUUUAUCGUUAUAUUCACUAUGCCUUUGACUCUCAGAUGUUACCAGCAAGGUGCAUCCCUGGAAACAAAAAAUACAUUUUGUAGGUAUGGCUUUUUUUUUAGAAGCAAGAACAAUAACCCAUCUGUUGUUUUGGGGAAAAAGGCAUACCAAGAGAUCAUAACAGCAGAAAGCACAAACAUGCUUCAAACAACUGGACAGCCUGCAACAGUGCACUUUAUUUUCUGUUAUUUGUACAUUGUAAAUAUAUGUAAAUAAACAUUUCCAGAGAAAACUCGGAAUGCAGCAUACUUUGUUUUAAUGACUACAACAUGAAUGAUCAAGUAUUCUCAUUAAAAAUUCAAUUAAAUAUUUUUAUCACA
Protopterus annectens (West African lungfish) is the source of this 7281-nucleotide messenger RNA. RefSeq names its product FA complementation group M (gene FANCM). Bases 481 to 7005 code for a protein of 2174 amino acids. Gene Ontology annotation, molecular function: four-way junction helicase activity; ATP binding; 3'-5' DNA helicase activity. The transcript has 23 exons. The record is from RefSeq and is a predicted model, not a curated record. Gene Ontology annotation, biological process: replication fork reversal; double-strand break repair via synthesis-dependent strand annealing; interstrand cross-link repair. NCBI's taxonomy places the organism in Eukaryota, Metazoa, Chordata, Ceratodontiformes, Protopteridae.